UGGGGGGGGAGCCAAGAUGGCGGCGGCGGCUGAGGAGGAGGAGGAGGUUUCGCUGCCACCGACGCCGACGAGGAAUUGUAGGAUGAGGCCGUUUCCUGGAGACUUGGUCGCCCAGCACUCUUGAUCCCACAACUUUGCAAAAACGCCUACGACAAUGUCCAGCUCAAGCUAUCCUCCCAACCAAGGAGCCUUCAGCACGGAGCAGAGCCGUUAUCCGGCACAUUCGGUCCAGUAUACCUUUCCCGGUGGCCGGCACCAGCAGGAAUUUGCAGUCCCGGAUUUCCGCACUUCUCACUUGGAAGUCAGCCAGGGUAGCCAACUCCUGCAGCAGCAGCAGCAGCUCCGCCGUCGCCCCUCUCUGCUCUCCGAAUUUCAUCCUGGCUCGGACCGGCCUCAGGAGAGGCGAUCGGGCUACGAGUCCCAGUUUCCCGCUGGCCCUUCCCAAGCCGAUCAUGACGCGCUGGAUUCCAAGCGGCCGCGGCUGGACCAGGUUUCUGACUCGCAUUACCAGCGGCUCAAUGCCACUGCGGUCCUGCCCUUGGCCCACCAGUUCCAGGAAGGCCUGCGCUCAUCGGACCUGAAGAAGGAGCCCAUCUUCGGAGGCAAACAUGAGGGCCCUCCGUCGCCCAUGUCGAGCCAGUCGUGCGGAGAGGACCAGAACGCCUCUCCCUCCAAGCUGUCGAAGGAGGAGCUCAUCCAGAGCAUGGACCGGGUCGACCGGGAGAUCGCCAAAGUGGAGCAACAGAUCUUCAAACUGAAGAAAAAGCAGCAACAGCUGGAGGAAGAAGCUGCCAAACCUCCUGAACCGGAGAAGCCCGUCUCCCCUCCGCCGGUGGAGCAGAAACACCGCAGCAUCGUCCAAAUCAUCUACGAUGAGAAUCGGAAAAAAGCAGAGGAAGCUCAUAAGAUUUUCGAAGGGCUGGGCCCCAAGGUGGAGCUGCCUCUUUACAACCAGCCUUCCGACACAAAAGUGUAUCACGAAAACAUCAAAACGAACCAAGUGAUGAGAAAGAAGCUGAUUUUGUUUUUCAAGAGACGGAAUCAUGCCAGAAAGCAAAGGGAGCAGAAGAUCUGCCAGCGCUAUGACCAACUGAUGGAGGCCUGGGAGAAGAAGGUGGACCGGAUCGAGAACAACCCCCGGAGGAAGGCCAAGGAAAGCAAAACCCGGGAGUAUUACGAGAAGCAGUUCCCCGAGAUCCGGAAGCAGCGGGAACAGCAGGAGAGGUUCCAAAGGGUUGGCCAAAGAGGGACCGGCCUUUCGGCCACCAUCGCUCGGAGCGAGCACGAGAUCUCCGAGAUCAUCGACGGGCUGUCGGAACAGGAGAACAACGAGAAACAGAUGCGCCAGCUGUCUGUCAUUCCUCCCAUGAUGUUCGACGCCGAGCAGAGGCGCGUGAAGUUCAUCAACCUGAACGGGCUGAUGGAGGACCCCAUGAAGGUCUACAAGGACCGGCAGUUCAUGAACGUCUGGACCGAUCACGAGAAGGAGAUCUUCAAAGAAAAGUUUGUCCAGCAUCCUAAGAACUUCGGCCUCAUAGCUUCCUAUUUGGAAAGAAAGAACGUGCCGGACUGCGUCUUGUAUUACUACUUGACCAAGAAAAACGAAAACUACAAAGCCCUCGUGCGACGGAACUACGGCAAGCGGCGAGGGAGAAACCAGGUGAGUUGCCUUCGGAGUUUCUAGUCCCUGGUGUUCUUA
This is a messenger RNA of Pantherophis guttatus, 1699 nucleotides long. The record is from RefSeq and is a predicted model, not a curated record. NCBI's taxonomy places the organism in Eukaryota, Metazoa, Chordata, Lepidosauria, Squamata, Colubridae.